CAUUGGUAUAUUACCCACUUUCGGUUCUUCCUUUGUCGCGGCUGCGGACCCUGGCCAACACGUGCAUUCGGCGCAUUAAAGGAGCGAGCCACGAGUUCGAGUUGAUCUCGAACUUACCCUCCACAUUGUUCUCGCCACUCAUUUCGACCCGAGGUCCCCCUCAACAUGGCGGACAUUGCGACAAUCAAUUCACUGGCGGACCCCAUCGACGACUUCAGCGCGGACUAUGAGGUCGCGAACGUGAACAAGCAGCUUCGGCUGAUGCUGCAGUCCAACCAGGUCUCCUUUCAGUUCCUCAACCGCGACCCGUUCUUGUUGGACAGCGAGCACUGGAACCUGACGACCCCCACCGUCCGCAAGGCGAUCCGCUACCUCGAAGCGCUCGGCAACAUCCUCCUCCCCCACCUCAACCUCAGCUCGCCACUCAAGCCACUCAUGAUCCCCCACGUCCGCGGUAUCUGGAAACACCUCAUCGACUGGCUCGACUACCUGCACCCCAUGCACCACGUCGGCACCGAGCGCAUGGCGAACGUGCCCAUUUCCAUCCUCGCCUGCGCGUUCUUUGCGCUGUUCUCCAUGAAAGAGCAUCUAUACGACCUUUUCCGGGCGACGCCGCGCGUCUACCAGCUGAUGUUCGACUUCUGGGUGAAGGUGGACAAGUACUGCGACUACCCUCGCGCGCUCGACACGGAGAAGCGGCUCCAAUUCGCGCUCAUGGCGGUGCGGCCAGCCCUCCUCUCUCAAGGCGAGUCGGCGCAGAAUCCGAAAUUCUCGUCCAUUCCGUACGACACGGACCCCGUUGCGCAGAAAAUGGCUUUCUCGACAACGGGCUGCCAACCGCGCCGCUUCUACCGCAAAGCCUUCCGUCUCGCGGACAUCCUCGAACGCUCCAACCCGCCGAACACGCUCAUCAGCGGCCAGGCGCGUACCACAAUCGGCUCCGUGACGAACAACCAGUUCUCGCUGCUCGCGAUCAUGGUCGGUACGCUCCUCCCCACGUCCAGUGUCCCCCGCGACGCCGUCCUGUUGAUGGUCGACAUCCUCCGGCGCCUCGUCGCGCGCCCGCGCGCGCUCGAGUGCGCCGAGUCGGCCGCGCACAUUCUCUGGGGUAUCUGGCGCAUGGCGGGCGACCGGCGGUCGAUGAUGUGGGCGCUGAAGGCCAAAGCCUUCGAGACAAUCGUUGAGCUCACCCAGAAGCGGGACAGUCGGCCGCUGAAGAUGCUGCGCGACUGGCUCAUGAUCCAGGGCAUGUAUAUCCGGGUCCUCCGCGCUAUCAGCCCGCGCGGAUUUACCAUCGCGAGCUCGAUCCCCAAGGUCUCGCAGUGGUAUAGCCACAGAGAUCUCAUGAUGCGGUUGAACUUUGAUAGGUUGUGUUCUCGAUAUAGGGCGGACCCUCAAUGCCGUAACCAAGGCCCUUCUACACGCCGCUGCAUUUGUCUGAGCACUUUGUACUGCUCGGAGAAAUGCCAGAAGGAGGACUGGCCUGCGCACAAGUCGCGUUGCAAGUCAAUACGCGCCGUCAACAACGAUGACGCUCUCCGCGAAAUUGGGCCCGAAAUCACCCCGCUCGACAUUCGUUUCCAGGUCCUCACCGCUCGUAUGCUCAUCCGAAACGAUUGCAAAGAAAUUGUCAAAGCGAUCCGGAAGAAAGAGAACAUGAACUCGCUCGAUUUUGUCAUCACGAUCAACUUCUGCGAAUUGCCGCCCGAGUUCAAACUCAUGACCUACAAGAGGGGCGCCCCCCUCACCAUGUCCGACCGAAUUCAGGCCAUUAUCUCAUUGACGCACCGUCUCACCGCCCACACACCGCCCCACGAACUCAGCGCCGCGAUCGAGCGACUUGGGCAUUGGCUUAGUACGGGUCAGGUCUGUUUCGCAGACCUGAACAUCGAUCCCUUCUUGUUGGACGGCAACCACUGGGACCUCCGUACACCGACGAUCUGCAAGGGCAUCCGCUGCCUGCAAGCACUAGGCAACAUGCUCCUCCCGGAACUCAACGAAGGCCGUGCGCCGCUACAACGACUGGUGGCAAACUACGUGCGCCCUCUCUGGCCUUCGAUCGUCACCUGGAUCGACUACGUUCACCCGAUUCACCGUCCUCGCGGCCAGAGGCGGGCCAAUUGCCCCUUCAACGCCCUCGCAUGCAUUUUCUACGGCAUCUUUUCGAUCAACCACCUGUUGCGCGACCUCCUAGAUAAAACACCGCGGCUCUACCAGCUUCUCUUCGAUCUUUGGAUCAACCUCGAUCGCUAUUGUACCUUGCCAAGGGCAUUGAUUACGGAGAGAAGGCUAUCCUUGCUCUUCAUGACCAUGCAACCUGCUCUCCAUCCUGACACCGUGCCACCGGUCUGGGACAAGGCGGGCUUCAAGUCAUUCGAGAUAACAGGGUUCGACGAGGUCGCCAAGGAAGCAAUACUCUGGCCCGUCAAGCAACGGCCGCAUCUCUUCUUUCAACGGGUCAUGCGCGUGCUCGAACUGUCCGUGGGCGCCCUCCUUCCGAAUGCCGACACCUGGACAGGGUUCGGCCGCAUCUACGUCGACCAACUCGUCCUGGUGGGCGACUUAGCCAAGGACGAUAUACGCACGCCCUCCCACACUCGCAAGACCGUGCGCUCGGCCGUCUCGAUCCUCCGCCACCUGAUAGCCAACGUCGACGAGACGGACUUCCCCGAAGCUCUCUUCUCCAUCCUCAAGGCGAUCUGGAAGUCUGCCGAGGACCAUCGGCCGCUGCUUUGGGCGCUGCGCGCGGGGGCGUUUGAGAUGUUCCUUGCGUUCCAGACGAAGCGCCAGACGACCUUUGUGCGCGACCUCGGGAUCUGGCUCAUGCAGCAGGGUAUUGCACGCGUCAGGUCUCCUCUGAGAAGCAACUUCGCCGUUGCGCCUGCAUACUUCGCCAAUAUUGCUCGACUGAAUGCCAAAAAGAGGACUGGCCGUCGCACCGCCCGCGGUGCAGCUCCAUGCGCGCCGUCCAUAACGAAUCUCACCGUCCUCCAACCAGACUUCGUCGAAGAACUUCACACUCACGCAAUCUCCCGCCUCGACGUGUGCUUCCAAGUCGUCUGCGCGCGCGCCUUCCUCCGCAACAACACCGCAAAGCUCAUCUCCGACCUGCGCGCCGCGCGCUGCCGCAACGGGUUCUACUACGACGUCCGCGUCGACCUCACCAGCGUGCCCCCGCGCCUCAGCAUCAUCCAAGAGACCCUGUCGGGCAAUAUGGGGUCCCCCGUGCUCGUCAUCACGGCCUAUAUUCCGACGAUGGCCCACGACGACGACGUGAAGAACCCUCCGAUGAUCGCUGUCGGCAUGUUUCCUGUCGAGUGCGUGCUCCGGGGCUUCGUCCCCGUCGAUGACGGCUGGGUGAGUCCGAAGGGGGAGUGGUUCGGCGACAACUGGGAUAGAUCAGAGACGUUUGGGCUAUGGGAACGUGCGCGUUCCGCAUAA
Messenger RNA from Schizophyllum commune H4-8, 3441 nucleotides. RefSeq lists its product as uncharacterized. Bases 166 to 3441 code for a protein of 1091 amino acids. NCBI's taxonomy places the organism in Eukaryota, Fungi, Basidiomycota, Agaricomycetes, Agaricales, Schizophyllaceae. The record is from RefSeq and is a predicted model, not a curated record. The transcript is spliced from 6 exons.